Messenger RNA from Gossypium raimondii (Peruvian cotton), 999 nucleotides. RefSeq lists its product as uncharacterized. Bases 142 to 999 code for a protein of 285 amino acids. NCBI's taxonomy places the organism in Eukaryota, Viridiplantae, Streptophyta, Magnoliopsida, Malvales, Malvaceae. The transcript has 8 exons. The record is from RefSeq and is a predicted model, not a curated record.
UUUUAUACAUUUUUCGAUUCUUUUCAAAUGCGUAAAAGCAGAGCCACCCCAUUAGCCCAUUCAACUUUCCAAUUCCUUCAACCCUUUUUCUUUCUUCAAUCUCUAUUUUGAAGAAUUUUUGAAGAAUUUUUCUUUUGAGCCAUGGCGUCGGAAAUACAAAUGAAGAACAAACAACUUCGCCAGAACUAUCAAAAUUUUUGGCAAACUGAUCUCAUGAACACCCUCUUUGUAUUUUCCUCUUAUUGUUGCUUUGCUUGUUGGUGUGGCCCAUGUGCGUCGUACUUGCUUCGAAGACGAGCACUUUACAAUGACAUGAAAAGGUAUAAAUGUUGUGCUGGUUAUAUGCCAUGUAGUGGUAAGUGUAAAGAAAAUAAAUGUCCCGAGUUUUGCCUUUGUACUGAGGUAUUUUGUUGCUUUGGAAACUCAGUGGCAUCUACACGAUUUCUAUUACAAGACGAAUUAAAUAUUCAAACAACAGAGUGUGACAAUUGCAUCAUUGCUUUCAUGUUAUGCCUACAACAAGUUGCCUGCAUAUUUUCUUUUGUUGCAAUGAUUAUUGGAAACGAUGAGAUUCGAGAAGCCGCGCAUAUACUCAACUGUUUGGCCGAUAUAGCUUAUUGCUCGGUCUGUCCAUGCAUGCAGACACAACAUAAGAUUGAAAUGGACAAAAGAGACCGCAUGUUCGGUCCCCGACCGAUGACAAUACCUCCGGUCCAGUUUAUGUUGCGGACCUAUUAUCAUCAAAAUCCUCCUAUGGAUGGAUAUCCACCACCGUACCAACAAGCUUAUGCACCUGGCUAUGUAGUUCAAGAUUAUCCGCCAUCUGUUCCCCCACCACCCGGUUAUCAUCAAAAUCCUCCUAUUGAUGGAUAUCCACCACCAUACCAACAACCUUAUGCACCUGGCUAUGUAGCUCAAUAUUAUUCGUCGCCUGUUCCCCCGCCACCCAAUUAUCCGUCGUCUGUUCCUCCACCACCCAAUUAUCGACCAUCGUGUUAG